Molecule: messenger RNA, 820 nt
Organism: Acanthoscelides obtectus
Lineage: Eukaryota; Metazoa; Arthropoda; Insecta; Coleoptera; Chrysomelidae
Source: the annotation of a GenBank genome assembly
GGUGUAAGGAAUGGUUGCAGAGAAGAAAUAAAUUUACCCAUAUAAAUCUCCUUAAUGAAUUAAGACAUGAACCAUCUGAUUAUAGCAACUUUCGGCGCAUGAACGAAUCAGUGUACAACGAGUUGCUGUCACUUGUAUCUCCCUUGAUUAAGAAGAAAGAUACACAAAUGAGAACAGCUAUAUGCCCACACGAAAGACUGACAGCUACUUUGAGAUUCUUAGUAACUGGACAACCGUAUGAGUGUCUAAAAUAUUCAACUAGGAUUUCACCACAAUCUCUUGGACAAAUUAUUCCUGAUACAUGUGUGGCCCUGUACAAGGUUCUGCAGAAAUACAUUAAGUUUCCCAAUUCUACAGAAAAAUGGAAAGAAAUAUCGAUGGAACUAUCCACACUGCAUAGGCGCCAUGGAUGGCAAGCAUAUUGAUAUAAUUCCCCCAAGAAAUUCGGGCUCUUAUUAUUUCAACUACAAAGGAAAGCAUAGUAUGGUUCUUCUUGCUAUUGUAGAUGCAAACUACCGAUUUCUCCUUGUGGAUUUCGGAACUAAUGGCCGCGUAUCCGACGGCGGUGUACUCCAAAAUACACGUAUCUAUGAAAAAUUAGUGGAGAAAAAUCUACAUAUUCCUCCGCCUGACGACGUAACUGAAAAUUUUAAAAAUGUCCCCUAUGUUUUUGUUACGGACGAUGCAUUUCCGCUGACAACUGAAAUUUUGAAGCCAUUCAGACAGGCAUUUCUUGAUUCUGCAAAAAAAGAGGCAUAUAGUUGAAAACGUAUUUGGUAUUCUUGCAUCGAGAUUUCGUAUUUUUCAUACGGCAAUAAAU